Molecule: messenger RNA, 3819 nt
Organism: Vespa crabro (European hornet)
Lineage: Eukaryota; Metazoa; Arthropoda; Insecta; Hymenoptera; Vespidae
Gene: Ets97D
Exons: 12
Coding region: 218-2575 (785 amino acids)
Biological process (GO): regulation of DNA-templated transcription
Cellular component (GO): mitochondrion; nucleus
Molecular function (GO): DNA-binding transcription factor activity; sequence-specific DNA binding
Source: RefSeq, a predicted model, not a curated record
AAAAAAAAAAAGUUGCUCCAUUAUAUUACCCAAAGUUAUUUCAUAAUAAUUCGAAAGUUUAUAUCAUAUCGGUUUCAUGAAAAAUCUAGUUUAGUUGUGUCUACGCGUUUCUGCUAGUAAGACGUAACGAUAGGAGGAUCCCGUUUAUCCUAUCAAAAAAAAAAAAGAAAAAAAAAGAAAAAAAUAAAAGAAAAUAAAAUAGAAAUAUAAAGGAAAAAUGGACUUGCAAUUAUUAAAGAGUAAAUUUCGUGGCUCGAUGUUAGGUGUUUUGAUGGGUGACUGCCUUGGUAGUCCCUACGAAAAUGAAGAAUUAUUAUCGGCCGGCAUGACGAAAGUUCUACAAAAAUCUUUUGACAAAUUAGAAGGAAACAUGUUUAAAGCACCAGUUAUGCAGUAUACAGAUGAUUCAGCAAUGACACAAAGUGUGGCUGAAUCUUUAAUUGAAAAAGGCGACUUAGACCUCGUUGAUUUAGCAAAAAGGUUUGUGAAAAGCUAUUAUCAGGAACCAAAUCGUGGUUAUGGGGCUGGUGUUGUAACCGUGUUCCAGAAAUUACGUGGUAAUAAGUUUCAGGAUGUUUUACUUCCUGCGAGGGAACAAUUUAAUGGACAAGGUUCUUGGGGUAAUGGGGGUGCUAUGCGCAUUGCACCUAUAGCAUUAUUUUAUUAUAAAGAUAACGAUAAACUUAUAGAUAGAACAAGGAGAUCUACUGAAAUUACUCAUACUCACAAAAUUGGCAUCGAUGGUGCUAUAUUGCAGGCUAUUGCUAUUCAACAAUGUCUUCAAUUAGAUCCAUCCAAUAAAUUAAAUGUUUCAGAUUUCAUUAAUAAACUUAUUGAUAAAAUGAAGGAGAUAGAGAAAGAUGAAGAAGGUUUAGACUUGGUUGAACCACAACCUUACAAGCUAAAAUUAGAUAUAUUACAAAAAUUAAUUGUCUCGGAGGAAAACGUUACGAACGAAGAAGUUAUUCGGCAACUUGGUAAUGGUAUUGCAGCUCUUUAUUCUGUACCUACAGCAAUAUUUUGUUUCUUAAGAGCGCAACGGCCUAUCAAAGGUAUAGAAACUGAAAAUCCACUUAGAAGAGCCAUACAAUAUGCCAUAACUUUGGGCGGAGAUACAGACACUAUUGGUAGUAUGACAGGAGCUUUGGCCGGUGCUUUUUAUGGAGAAGAUAAAUUUAGUAAUAAUCUUUUGGAACAUUGUGAAAAAUCAAAAACAUUUGCAUAUCUUGGCGAAAAACUUUAUAAUAUAGUAAUGGAUAUGUGUUUAGGAAUUCGUCGAAAGAAUUCAGAAAAAGGUUUUGAUACGGACGAUGAAUCUGAAUAUGCAAUGAUAAAACGUAUCAAAAUGGAACCAGAAGCUAUAUUGUCCCAGGAUGACGAUAUAAUGGCACAAUUUCAACAGGACAAUUCAGACUUGGAAGUUGAACCAAGUUUUUCUUUAGAAGGUAGUACCAAUAGCGAUGAUUGUAACGAUGGGAUUCUUAUGCAACAUAUGGAUAUUAGAGAACCAUUGUCCACUCUAAGAAAUCUUUUGGAACAGAGAUUGGGCGUCGAGCUUACCGAUUAUUCAUUUUGGUUGCAAGAUGCACAAAUGCUCGAAUGUCACAAAAAUUUAGUCGAUCAAUGCGUGCAAGGUGAAGGUCUUGUUCAAGUUAAUGUUCAAAUAAAAGCAUUACAAAAACGUAUUAACAUAGUAGACGUUUUAAAACCUGCGGAAGAUUACAUUGAACUUGCAGAAAAUAAUUCAAUAACAUCCUUCAACGAAGAAAAUAAACAAAAUGUGAUAAGAUGGAUGGUAGAUGCACAAUAUAAGAAAGAGCAGGAACGCUUGAAGAUACCAGCCGAUCCAAAAGAUUGGUCACAAACACACGUGAAACAUUGGCUUCAAUGGGCCGUUAGACAAUUCAAUUUGGUUUCCUUACGUUUAGCCGAUUGGAAUAUAACAGGUGCACAAUUGUGCAAUCUAACACUUGAAGAAUUUCAGAGCAAGGUUCCUCUUGAUCCCGGUGAUGUAUUCUGGACACAUUUGGAAUUACUACGAAAAUGUAAAUUCGUCGCUGUUGUACAAAAGGACGUUCCAACGUCGGUCAGUGAAAAUACUACGAACAAAACUAUGAAAGUACGUAAUCAAAAGAAUCCUAAAACACGACCAGUUGUUAAUCAACAAACAAGAGUAGUCAGUGUACCAUUGGAGAACAUUGAUUCGACACCGAUCACAAUAGCGACGUCGAGUCGUUCGGUAAACAGCGGACAAAUACAAUUGUGGCAAUUUUUAUUGGAAUUAUUGACGGACCGUGAACACAGAGGUGCUAUACAAUGGGUAGGAACCGAAGGAGAAUUUAAAUUGACUCAACCAGAAGCAGUUGCACAAUUAUGGGGCGCGCGUAAAAAUAAACCAUCGAUGAAUUAUGAAAAAUUAAGUCGAGCACUUCGUUAUUAUUAUGACGGUGAUAUGAUAUCUAAGGUACACGGGAAGAGAUUCGUUUAUAAGUUCGUUUGCGAUUUGAAACAAUUGUUGGGCUAUUCGGCCGCUGAAUUAAGUAAAUUAGUCGAAGAAGGUAGACGUUACUUUUGAUGAGAUUUAAAAAUUGUGCCUCGUUUUUUUUUUUCCUUUUUUUCUUUUUCUUUUCUUUUUAUACGACGAAGAUAUAAGGUACUUUAAAUGAUUACAUUUUUAUAUUUUUCAGAGAUAAUUUUAUCUAACAUAACAUAAUCUAAUUAAUUUAUAGAGAAAGAGUAUAUGUAUAUAUAUAUAUAUAUAUAUAUAUAUAUAUAUAUAUAUAUAUAUAUAUAUAUAUAUGUAUACAUACACAAAAUAACAUACUUGGGUCUCUUAGAAUAAUCUUAACAUUUCUUUUUUUUUCCUUUUACUUUACUUUUCUUUCCACCUUUUUGAAAUAUCUUAAGAAUUUAAACAUUUUAAGAAGUAAUAUAUACGAAUAUAAUAAUAUGGACGAGAAGACAACGAAAAAGUUUAAUGAUGUAAAAUGAUAUCGAGAUAUUCUAUGCCUAAUUUAUAUUAUUAUUAUUCUUAUUAUUAUUAUUAUUACUAUUACUAUUAUUAUUAUUAGUACUAUUAUUAUUAUUAUGUUAUGUAAAAAAUUAUUGAAUCCCGAUAUAUAUAUAUAUAUAUAUAUAUAUAUAUAUAUAUAUAUAUAUAUAUAUGAUGUAUUUUGAUAAUCUGCGAAGUAUGAAAUUGAUUGUUGAAAAAUAAAAUUAUGGUUACACUUAUAUCGAUACAUUUUAUCGCUGUGUUAUAAUAUUAUUAUUUCUUAAUAAUCUUGAAACUAUAUAAUACAUAUAUAUAUAUAUAUAUAUAAAAUAUUCAUAUAUAUAUAUAUAUAUAUAUAGAAUGACAUUCUCUUCUUCGCAGUUUUCGUUUCAUGUGUAACACGAUGUCGUUCACCGUGUCAAUAUGAUGCUUCUCUGUGCAUCGAUACGAUACGUAGAAGCUAUUUCAUUAAUUUAAUCCGUCGCACUACUGAAACAUUCACAGAGAGCCAUUGGUUAAUGUUAAACAUUGAACGCUACAAUUGCACGAUUUGAAAAAAGAAAGAAAAAAAAAAUCCAAUCAAUUUUUCUACAAAAUUUUUCAUCAAAUCGAACAUAUAUUUUACAUUUCUUUUUAAAAUGGCCGUCUAUCAUUACAAAAUUAUUAUUUACACAGAAUCGAAAAUCAAAUGUUUUUUACGCUGAGCUGGAACAAUUCUUUUUUCUUCUAUUUUUUUUUUUUCUGUCAUUUCUCGUACGCGAACUUUUUAUUCAAUUUACGAAUUAGGAUUAAUUCUUUCUAUUCUAUACAUUAUGGCGGUCGUAAUG